Phlebotomus papatasi is the source of this 1229-nucleotide messenger RNA. RefSeq names its product protein ILRUN. The record is from RefSeq and is a predicted model, not a curated record. Gene Ontology annotation, molecular function: ubiquitin binding. The coding region runs from base 250 to 1047 and encodes 265 amino acids. Gene Ontology annotation, cellular component: phagophore assembly site. Lineage: Eukaryota; Metazoa; Arthropoda; Insecta; Diptera; Psychodidae. Gene Ontology annotation, biological process: macroautophagy. The transcript has 2 exons.
GACUCUUGCUCCUGCAACAUAACCUCAAACAUGCGAUAAAUUUUUCCUUGACAUUGACUGUCAGCGGAGUAUUUUUUAUUUGGGUUUUGCUUACUUAUCUAGUGAUCAUAUUUUAUUGUCCUGCAAAGUAAUCUGCCCCAAGGGAAAUUAGUUCUUCCAUGGGCAAUUGAGCCAAAAAGUUUGUGGAAGUAAAUUACGCAUAUAGUGUUAGUGUGAGAAGAGGUGUUUUUUUUGGGAAAAAAGCAAAAGAUGGAUGUCGAUGAAAUCUGCAAUGACAGCAGUGGACAGAGAUCAUCUCCGGAACCACGGGCUCAGGAUGACAUCGAUCAGACCCUCCUGCAAUCAUUCAGUUGUCUCGGUACCACGGAUCACGAGGAGCUGAUCAGCCAACUGCAGCAGAUCAUUGGUCAACAGAUAAGCUACACAACGGCAAAGUUUUUCCUCGACAUGAACAAUUGGAACCUUCAUGCCGCAGUCGGUUGCUACUUCGAUUACUACACAGGCCUCAAGACAUUCUCAAUGAAGGUCCUGGUGAAUGUGACAGAACUUAUAAAGAUUCGUCCCAACACCAAUUAUCUACAGACAUGGCUGGUGCUGAAUGACGGAGAUGAGACAUGGCCAGAUGGUUGUUACCUCCAUCUCGUGUCCCCCACGGAGAAAUCAAGAGUACCUGUAAAACGAGUAAAACCAGGCGAAUCCAUGCGGAUUGACGUGUGGCUGAUGUCGCCGCUUGAAGUGGGAGUGCAUCAGAAUAAAUGGCGAUUGAGUACGCCGUGUGGAAUGUUCUACGGGGAUACUCUGUGGGCGAUGGUUGAGGUGGAUGAAAAUGCCCCAGAAAUCCGGCCAGCUGAUACUACGGCUCAAACCAAGGAGAUCGAGGAGAGGCUGCAGAAUCUGUGGGCCAAUGAGACACGGCCAGGAGAGACCCGAAUGGAUCUCGUGCCACAUCAAUCAAAUUUCGGCCAAUGGCCCAAUAUUCCUGCACCUCAGGGCAUCUCACUGCCACCACCGCCACCCGGACCUUCUUCCGAGGAUACGGAAAUGUGAUUGAGGUGCCCCAGGGAUCCUUGAAUGUCCAAGGAGCCACCAGUGAGAGGUAAAAAUUGUAAGUGUACUUGAAAGAGCAUCGUAAGGAGGGUGUAAUCUGUUAUUUUGCAUCUCUUUUUUAUUCACUUAUUUUCUUUUUUUAAAUUAAAAGUGGGAUUAUACAAAAAAAUUAUUAUUGAAAA